This is a messenger RNA of Cylicostephanus goldi, 219 nucleotides long. NCBI's taxonomy places the organism in Eukaryota, Metazoa, Nematoda, Chromadorea, Rhabditida, Strongylidae. The record is from the annotation of a GenBank genome assembly.
AUGCGCGGCAUCGAAACCGAAGAUGGAUUCCCCAUUGCUUUCGUAACAAAUUUUAGCUUUGCGGAUCCCGCUUCAAACUUCGGUGACCGCUCAGGAGUCAUUAUUGCACUGCUACAAGCCCCCACUUUGCAGGACCCUGACUUCAACUUCGGACGAGAAGGUCGUUAUCGAGGUGAUAUUGAUGUUAGCGAUAACAUGAUACUCGUUAACAAUUCAUAA